Metarhizium album ARSEF 1941 is the source of this 2532-nucleotide messenger RNA. RefSeq names its product Alkaline-phosphatase-like, core domain protein. The record is from RefSeq and is a predicted model, not a curated record. The coding region runs from base 1 to 2532 and encodes 843 amino acids. Gene Ontology annotation, cellular component: endoplasmic reticulum membrane. Gene Ontology annotation, biological process: GPI anchor biosynthetic process. The transcript is spliced from 6 exons. NCBI's taxonomy places the organism in Eukaryota, Fungi, Ascomycota, Sordariomycetes, Hypocreales, Clavicipitaceae.
AUGGCCACUGACGCUGGGCUGCGCCUGAGUGCUGUUCUCUUAACCACAGCCAACAUACUAUUACCGCUGGCCAUUGUUACCUUCGGAAUCGGAUUCUUCCCUUAUAAGCCGUUUCUUCCCGGCCUUGCCGAAUAUGAGCCAUUGGAAUUCGGCGAGCCACCAAGCGCGCCCUUUGAUAAGUUGGUGUUUAUGGUGGUUGAUGCGCUUCGGAGUCUGAUUCGAAAUGGCGUGGCCCUGCCGUUUACUGCCAAUGCGCGUUCGCCAACGGUGACCAUGCCGAGACUCAAGGCCAUCACCACUGGGUCAAUUCCGUCAUUUGUUGAUCUAAUUCUCAACUUUGAUGAGGCUGACACGUCAUCUACCCUCGCCGCCCAAGACACCUGGCUUGCCCAAAUCCGGGCCGCUGGGAAGGGCAAGCUGUUGAUGUUUGGCGAUGAUACUUGGCUCAAGUUGUUUCCUGAUACCUUUGACCACUAUGACGGCACGUCGAGCUUUUUCGUCUCGGACUUCACAGAGGUAGAUAAUAACGUCACCAGAAACAUUGCCCGUGAGCUGGAGAACACGGACUGGGGCCUUAUGGUACUGCAUUACUUGGGCCUGGAUCAUAUCGGCCACAAGUCCGGACCGCGAAGUAGCAACAUGCUUCCCAAACAACGCGAAAUGGAUGGCAUUGUAAAAUUCAUUUACCAGGCUCUAGAGUCCAAAGACCACUUAAAAUCAACCCUGUUCGUACUCUGUGGUGACCAUGGCAUGAAUGACGCUGGGAACCAUGGCGCCUCAUCUCCCGGCGAGACCUCCCCAGCUCUUGUGUUCAUGUCUCCAAAGUUCAGAGACGUUGUGCCCAAAUUAUCGGCCCCAAUGCAACCCAAGGACGAGUUUGACUACUACACCAGGGUAGAACAGUCUGACAUCACCCCGACAAUCGCUGCGUUGCUCGGCUUUCCAAUCUCCAAAAACAAUCUCGGUGCAUUUAUUCCCCAAUUUUUGCCGUUUUGGCCAGAACCAAAGGACCAAAUACAGAUUCUGACCCGAAAUGCGAAGCAAAUACUAGGCGUCGUGACAGCUGUUUUUGGUGUGGAGCUGUUUGAUCCGCAUACAAAUACCAGUCUUUGUUCCUUCGAACCCACGGCCAUCAACACCUUGGCAUGUGAUUGGCACCGGCUUUAUAAAGAAGCCGGCUUCUUGCUUGGGUCUUCCGAAUUGGAUUCGGUUUGGCUUUCUGGCAUGGCCGCUUGGCUUCGCAAAGCUCAGGACCUGAUGAGCAGCAUGGCCUCAAACUAUAAUAUCCCCAAACUACUCUUGGGCCAGACGCUUGCUCUGCUAGCUGUCGCAUGCAACGUCUUGGCAAUAACGCUGCUGGGCACUACCGGUCUAGGAAACAUCUUGCCACUAGUUGUUAUUACUGUAUCGUACGGCGGGAUGAUGUUUGCAAGCAGCUAUGUUGAGGAGGAGCAGCAUUUUUGGUACUGGUCUUCUACCAUUUGGAUCGGGCUUCUUGGCCUCAAAGCCAUUCGAAGAACUCAAGCUGCUUCCGGCAGCCUAAGGUAUUUGCUGGCAUUGAGCGUCAUUCGAUUGGUAAGGAGCUGGAACCGAACCGGGCAGAAAUUUGCGGGAGAAGCAGAUGUCGUCAAACUAUUUAUUUCGCCCAAUCCACCGCUCCUGUGGACUUUGAUUAUUGCCUCGUACCUUACGGCAUCUCUCCAGCUCAUGUCCAGCAUUCACGACUUGCCAUACGUUGCAAUAACAUCAGCCACAUCCGUGCUGGUCUCUUCAGCCUUCACCUUCAAACUUGCUUUUACUGCCGAGGAUUCGCCUGAACUCGUCACAUCCUUUGCUAAGAAAAUGAAUGAUGCGUUUCAUGAGCAGUCUUUGCUGUCGAGAGCGAGGGUCGUCUUUUCCAUUCUCUUGCUCCUGUCCAGUUUUGCCGUCUACCAGGCUCGAAAAGGGGGGUCGAGAGCCACAUCAUCCGCCAAGCUGAUACAUCACAUCUACGCCUUCCUGGCAAUGACGCAAUCACGAGCGACAAAUAUCCCGCUUCUCCUCCUCUCAAGCGUGCUUCUACACUUAGUAGACAUAAGUGAACUGACAGUAGCCGAAAUUACCACCACGUCCAUACUGUUCCAGUACGCAUCCUUCUUCUCCUUCGGUGGAUCAAACGCCAUCUCCUCCAUCGAUUUAUCGAGCGCCUACAACGGCAUCAGUGGCUUUAAUAUCGCCACUGUCGGCGUCCUCACAUUUAUCAGCAACUGGGCAGGCCCCAUCUUCUGGGUCGUAGCGACCAACCUGCUACUCUUGGAAAAGCACAGACAGGGCCAGCAAUACGUCUUCCGUCGUCACUUGGCGCUCUUGACCCUAUUUUCGACGACAAGUGUUGCCUUUGUCAUGGCAGCUUGUACGGUCUUGCGAACUCAUCUCUUCAUUUGGACUGUUUUCUCACCCAAAUACCUGCAUUGUAUGGCGUGGAAUUUGGCGCAGCAUUUGGUCAUAAAUGUUGGCUUGGGAAGCGUUCUCUUUUCUCUCGGUGCCAGCUAG